GCACCAAAUCAUUAAUUAAUAAAAGUAAACCAAUGUCUGAUUUCAAAAGAGGGAUCUUAUGUGUCUCUGCAGGAGUCAUUCUGAACUUGUUCCUUGGCUGAUUCUACCUCUGGGGAAACAUUUCCGUCUAUGUGACUUCAUACUUCUACAUGCAUGAUAGAGAGAUCACACUUGAUGAUACUUCACUUAUUUUUCCCAUACAGAUGGUCGGAAUGAUCUUGUUUGUACCUGUGGCUCCAUUCGCUCUGAAAGUAUUGCCUCCGUGGCUUUGAUGUUUGAUAGGAUCUUGUAUUGCUAUUGGGGCAGCAAUCAUAGCUUCAUUCACAACAAACUUCAUUAUUUUCAUGGUGCUCUAUGGGUUCUUCUUUGGUCUUGGAUGCGGAAUCGCUUAUUUAGCACCAAUUAUUACAAGUUGGGAUUAUUUCCCUGAACGAAAGGGACUUGUGAGUGGGAUCAUCCUUGCAGGAUAUGGGUUAGGCCCAUUUAUCUUUGGAUAUAUUUCAUCUGCUAUUGCAAAUCCAGAGAAUGAAUCCCCGACACAUGCAGUUGAAGGGGGUGUCAUCUUCUCUCCAGAUCAUCAGAUCUCAACCAGAGCUCCUCAAAUGAUCAGAGUAAAUGCUCUUGCAUGGUUGGGCUUGAUAAUUAUUAGCUCACCAUUUAUUCGGAAAAGAAAAGCUCAAAAUAAAGAAGAACAAAUCAUUGCUGAAGAUAGACAAGAACUAGUUUCAAGUGCUUACGAAACAAAUAGAGAAGGCAAUGAAGAUAAUUUCACUUCUCCUGUUGCUGCUGAUAUGCAACCAGAGGUUAUUGAAAACAAAAAGUUCAAGGCAGCCAUGUUUUCCUUGACUUCUCUUCAAAUUUUUAUCAUGAUGGCUCUCACAGGCUUCUAUCCCAACUUCUUAGCAAUCAACUUCAAGUCUUAUGGGCAAGUCAAGAUCAGCAGUGACAUCUUCAUGACAACCGUUGGCGCAGUGGCAUCUGUCACAAAUGGGUUCACUCGGAUAGGCUGGGCAACACUCUUCGACAAGUUUGGUUUCAAGUACGUGUACAUUGGGCUGCUUCUUGUGCAGUCAGCAAAUGCAUUUACGAUUCAGCUGAUCAGAGGAGUCCCUAUUCUGUAUCUGAUUUGGGUGUCAACAGGAUUCUUAUGUUUGGCAGGAUUGGUCACUUUGUUUCCUCCAUUACUAGCAAAAGUAUUUGGUCCAAAAACUGGAAGCAGAGUAUACAGCUUUUUGUUCUCGAGUCUGGCAGUGGCAGCUAUCGGAUGAUUCUUCCUUAACAUGCUUUCUUCAAAGGGGAAGAUAUCACAAGAAGUAUUGUUUUACAUAUUUGGAGGUUUGACCGUUGUUGCUUUGGUAAUAGCGAUAUUUUUCAAAGAAGUGAGAGUAAGACUCAAAGAAGAUCCGAACAAAUUAGAAGAAGAGACAAGAAGAUUCAGCGUCUUCGAUUAUACUCAGACCUUCUAAACUCAUGAGUCUUUCCAAUUAAUCAAAUACUAACAUUUUAUCCCAAAUUGUUCAUCUUUAAUUUCUCACUCAUCUAUUGCCAUACAAAUCUGGUAACAAUGUAUUAUAACUUCCUAUUUCUGACGUAGAAAUAUGCUAAAUUUCUUCUUACAGAUUUCUGAGGGAUAAUGAAUAAACUAUAGCGGAAAGUCCUUCACUCAUUGGU
Messenger RNA from Moneuplotes crassus, 1671 nucleotides. The record is from the annotation of a GenBank genome assembly. Lineage: Eukaryota; Ciliophora; Spirotrichea; Euplotida; Euplotidae.